Molecule: messenger RNA, 711 nt
Organism: Haliotis rubra (blacklip abalone)
Lineage: Eukaryota; Metazoa; Mollusca; Gastropoda; Lepetellida; Haliotidae
Product: tyramine beta-hydroxylase-like
Exons: 4
Coding region: 1-711 (236 amino acids)
Molecular function (GO): dopamine beta-monooxygenase activity; copper ion binding
Source: RefSeq, a predicted model, not a curated record
AUGGACUCCGAUGGUGAUGGAAUGACCAAUGGUCAGGAACUGGGUGACCCCCAGUGCAUCUGGACCCUUGGAGCCACGCCCACACGGACCGCUGGUCUCACACACCCAGGUGUCCAGAAACGGGUUCUGAGGUUUCCACGAACAGCAGUUCCAGCCAACAAAACCACCUACGUUUGCAUGACCUUUGACCUGGAUGAAUCACAAGAUUACCACAUGAUUGCCACUAAACCGGAAAUUGACAACGCUGACGUCAUGCACCAUAUUCUCUGUUUUGGCUGCCAUGAUGGCGCGCCCGUCAUGUCCCGUCCUGGAGACUGUGGGAUGUUUUCUCCUGUUUGUCAAGACUUAAUAGGCUUGUGGGGUGUUGGUCUACCUGGUCAGUGUCUCUACAAGGAAACUGGCUUCAGAAUUGGCAAAACCGGCUACAAGAGGGUCCUGCUUCAGUUUCACUGGAACAACCCCCACAAGAUAUCCGGACAGAUGGACGGCUCAGGCUUCAGCAUCUUCUACACCCCCAACCUCCGCCCUCACGACACGGGAGUCUUUUGGACUGGUGACAGCCACCUAGUGAUCCCACCGGGACGAAGCAGGACCGUGGUCGAAUCUAUGUGUCCAUCACGGUGCACCAAGAAGAUCCUCAGAGACACCAUAUACCUAAUUGAGGGAUACGUCCAUAUGCAUUAUAAAGGUAAGUUUGCUCCUAUCUGUUGA